CCCAAGUGUGACCGCAGCCCGCAAACGAUAUUGAUGAAGCCUGACAAAACGUAGAAAAGCAAAGGAAAACCUUAAUUAAUGUUAAGUUAAAAGUGUACAAACCUGAGAUUAAGUGCAAGGAUGUCGAAACGGAGCGCCGACGAUGCCAGCGGCAGCAGCUGUUUGGUGGCCGCCGCAGCCGCCGGCCAGCCGCCCAUCAAGAAGGUGCACUUCGAGCCCCAUCUGAUUGGGCCGGUGUCCACGCUGGAGGAGAUGGACAUCAAGGUGCUGGAGUUCCAGAACAAGAAGCUCGCCCAGCGCAUCGAGCAGCGGAUGCGCACGGAGGCGGAGCUGCGGCAUCGCAUCGAGCAGCUGGAGAAGCGGCAGACGCAGGACGACGCCGUUCUGAACGUGGUCAAUCGGUAUUGGAAUCAGCUGAACGAGGACAUACGCGUCCUGCUGCAGCGCUUCGAUGCCGAGACGGCCGACGAGCUGGAGAACCGGAACGAGAACGAGGUCACCACCUCGUUCCUCGCCCAGCUGUCCACCUGGGACAAGGAGGAGCUGGACGAGAAGCUGGCCAACCGCGUCCAGGUGUCCAAGCGGGCGGUGGCCAAGAUCGUGCAGGUUAUUGAUAGGUUAAUGCAACGCAACGAGAAGAUAACUCAUGUCUUGAAAGGUGAUAGUUUGGCCUCAGCAGGCGGCGGCGGCGAUGAGGAGCAGCAGCAGCAGCAGUCGAGCGGCGAUGCGGAGGCCACCGCGGCCUCGGCCGGCGUCCAUGCGCUGGAGGAGACCCUGAAGCAAACGCACAUCGAGAUCAUGAGCGAGAACCACAAGCUGCAGAACCUGAACACCUCGCUGCACGAGAAGUUCCACACCAUGUCGCUGAAGAUGAAGGAGUACCAGGAUGCGCACACCGCCAAGGAGACGGAGAACGCCGAGCUGAAGAACCAGAUCGACGAGCUGCAGUACGACCUCGAGAAGAUCCAUUGCCGGAACGAUAAGCUGGAGAACCAUCUGGCCGAGGCCAUUGAGAAGCUGAAGGCCUACCACCAGAUCUACGGCGAUCCCAAUAAGAGCACGAAUAGUGCCAAAACACCCACUUCCACGGGCACCGGCAGCAGCGCCACCACGAGCGUUAAUAGUCAGCUCUUGGAGGAGCUGCAAAAGGAGCUGGAGGAGUACCGCGAACUGGCCAACAACCGACUGCAGGAGCUGGACAAGCUCCACGCCACGCAUCGCGAGACGCUCAAGGAGGUGGAGAAGCUGAAAAUGGAUAUACGCCAGCUACCCGAAUCCGUCAUCGUGGAGACAACGGAGUACAAGUGCCUGCAGAGCCAGUUCUCCGUGCUCUACAACGAGUCCAUGCAGAUCAAGACCAUGCUGGACGAGACCCGCAACCAGCUGCAGACGAGCAAGAACCAGCACCUGCGACAGAUCGAGGUGAUGGAGAGCGAGGAGCUCAUUGCCCAGAAGAAGGUGCGCAGCGAGAUGAUCCAGAUGGAGGACGUGCUGGCCCUCAUCCGCAAGGAGUACGAGGCGCUGCGCAUCGAGUUCGAGCAGAAUAUGGCCGCCAACGAGCAGACGGCGCCCAUCAACCGCGAAAUGCGCCACCUAAUCACGUCUCUGCAGAACCACAAUGGCCAGCUAAAGGGCGAGGUGCAGCGCUACAAGCGAAAGUACAAGGACACCUCCACGGACAACCUGAAGCUGCGCAAGGAACUGGACGAGGCGCUGGCCACGCUCGAGGGCAACAAGUUGCAGGCGGCGACCGGUGCGGCAGGCGAAGGCGAAGUCAAGCAGGAGAACUCCACAAGUGUCAAGGAGGAGAACUCCAACAACGCCGCCGCCUGCGGCCAAUCGAACCAAACUAAUUCCGGCAACGACACCAACGUGGCCAUCAAGGAGGAGAACCACAACUCGGCCGAAGAUGAAGCCGAUGACGAUGGCAGUGGAAAGGACUUGAAGGACGGCAUCAAGCAGGAGAAGCUCAGCGCCGGCGAGGUGGCGGCAGCCGAGAAGAAAGAUUCCCCUGGGCCCGGCAACUCGACGACUUCUGCCACAAAUUCAGUGCCCGUCAAAGCCGAAAAGGAUUCCAAGGAUGGUGUAAAGGGCAAGGAUGUCAAGACAGUGGAAAGCGAAACGGUGCGGGAUCUGAAGGCGCAACUAAAAAAAGCGCUGAACGACCAGAAGGAAAUGAAGCUUCUGCUGGACAUGUACAAAGGCGUCUCGAAGGAUCAGCGCGACAAGGUCCAGCUGAUGGCCACCGAGAAGAAGCUGCGCUCGGAGAUCGAAGAGCUGCGCCAGCAGUUGAAGAAGCUGCAGGAGAGCAAGCGUGAGGAGCGCAAGAAGUUGGCCGACGAGGAGGCGUUACGUAAGAUUAAGCAACUGGAGGAGCAGAAGUAUGAACUGCAGAAGCAAAUGGCGAAUCACAAGCCCUCCGAUAAUUCGUGGGGCAGUGGAGCACCCGGCACAGCGAACUACACGCGACCCUUUGUCGGCUCCCACGAGGAGGAGGCGUUGCUCAACGAAAUGGAGGUGACUGGGCAGGCGUUCGAGGACAUGCAGGAGCAAAACUCACGGCUAAUACAGCAGCUGCGCGAGAAGGACGAUGCCAACUUUAAGCUAAUGUCGGAGCGCAUCAAGGCCAACCAGCUGCACAAGCUGCUGCGCGAGGAGAAGACUGUGCUGGAGGAUCAGAUGGCCACGGCCACCACGCAGAUCGAGGCCAUGCACAUUGUGCUGCGAAAGCUCGAGGAGAAGGAGCGCAGUCUACAGGCCACGGUGGCCUCCAUCGAGAAGGAGCUGAUGCUGCGCCAGCAGGCCAUGGAGAUGCACAAACGCAAGGCCAUCGAAUCGGCCCAGUCGGCGGCGGACCUAAAGCUGCAUCUCGAAAAGUAUCAUGCGCAAAUGAAGGAGGCGCAGCAGGUGGUGGCCGAGAAGACCAGCUCACUGGAGGCGGAGGCCUACAAGACCAAGCGGCUGCAGGAGGAGCUGGCGCAAUUUAAGCGCAAGGCGGAACGCAUGAAGAAAAUGGAGAUGUCGGGCACGACCAUCGACGAGGUGAUGAUCGAGGAGAUCCGCGAGUACAAGGAGACGCUCACGUGUCCCUCGUGCAAGGUGAAGCGGAAGGAUGCGGUGCUGUCGAAGUGCUUCCACGUCUUCUGCUACGACUGCCUGCGCACGCGGUACGAAACGCGGCAGCGGAAGUGCCCCAAAUGCAACUGCGCCUUUGGCGCCAACGAUUAUCAUAGGCUAUAUCUGCAGUAGAUAAGCGAUAGACCCCGUAACGAUAAUUUAGAUACGUUCCGGUCAUGUCCUAUUCACACACAAAGC
Molecule: messenger RNA, 3315 nt
Organism: Drosophila takahashii
Lineage: Eukaryota; Metazoa; Arthropoda; Insecta; Diptera; Drosophilidae
Gene: Bre1
Product: E3 ubiquitin-protein ligase Bre1
Cellular component (GO): nucleus; HULC complex
Molecular function (GO): ubiquitin protein ligase activity; metal ion binding
Source: RefSeq, a predicted model, not a curated record